Molecule: messenger RNA, 1607 nt
Organism: Oncorhynchus keta (chum salmon)
Lineage: Eukaryota; Metazoa; Chordata; Actinopteri; Salmoniformes; Salmonidae
Exons: 7
Coding region: 1-1014 (337 amino acids)
Source: RefSeq, a predicted model, not a curated record
AUGAAAUCUCAGAAGGUCCGUAGGAGACCCGAGUCCUGCCACGCCUAUCACCCUCAGGUCAGCACCCGUUGGCUUACUACAACACAAGAACCAUUACUGACCACCUACUUCUGUGUUGGACUACUAGGUGGAACAGCCAUUCUGUUAGAAGGAACAACGUUACAAUGUGAUGGACUACUAGGUGGAACAACCAUUCUGUUAGAAGGAACAACGUUACAAUGUGAUGGACUACUAGGUGGAACAACCAUUCUGUUAGAAGGAACAACGUUACAAUGUGAUGGACUACUAGGUGGAACAACCAUUCUGUUAGAAGGAACAACGUUACAAUGUGAUGGACUACUAGGUGGAACAACCAUUCUGUUAGAAGGAACAACGUUACAAUGUGAUGGACUACUAGGUGGAACAGCCAUUCUGUUAGAAGGAACAACGUUACAAUGUGAUGGACUACUAGGUGGAACAACCAUUCUGUUAGAAGGAACAACGUUACAAUGUGAUGGACUACUAGGUGGAACAACCAUUCUGUUAGAAGGAACAACGUUACAAUGUGAUGGACUACUAGGUGGAACAACCAUUCUGUUAGAAGGAACAACGUUACAAUGUGAUGGACUACUAGGUGGAACAACCAUUCUGUUAGAAGGAACAACGUUACAAUGUGAUGGACUACUAGGUGGAACAACCAUUCUGUUAGAAGGAACAACGUUACAAUGUGAUGGACUACUAGGUGGAACAACCAUUCUGUUAGAAGGAACAACGUUACAAUGUGAUGGACUACUAGGUGGAACAGCCAUUCUGUUAGAAGGAACAACGUUACAAUGUGAUGGACUACUAGGUGGAACAACCAUUCUGUUAGAAGGAACAACGUUACAAUGUGAUGGACUACUAGGUGGAACAGCCAUUCUGUUAGAAGGAACAACGUUACAAUGUGAUGGACUACUAGGUGGAACAGCCAUUCUGUUAGAAGGAACAACGUUACAAUGUGUUGAUAUCAGGAUCUCCACGGUGUCUUUCAUCUGAGUUUUACUGUUUGACUCCAAAGACUUUUAUGAUGCUUUAUAGUUUUCAGCUAAAUUCAUGCAUUCAAUUAUUAUAUUUUUCAUGACAUAAUCUGUUCUUUCUAAUUCAAAUGACUUGAAUGAAAUGAUUAUAAAAUGCAUCAUUGAGAAUAAUAGGAUGGGAUACUACUAGUAUUGCUGCUGGACAUUAAACACUACUGUCAGAUGUUACUGUCUAGUGAUUUUCUAAGUGGUGUUUUUAUCAGUCUGUCCCUUUCACUUUGACAGUGAUGCUCUAAUGAUGUCAUGUCAUCAUGUGGUAACUGUCCUCAUGAUGCAGUAUUGUUGAUAAAAGAUGUUGUUGCCUGUGUGUAUGUAUGUCAUGUGAUGUCCUGAGUCCUGUGUGUCUGGCUUGUGUCCCACAUGGUACCCUUUAACCCUAUGUAGUGCACUACUUUUGACCAGGGCCCAUAUGGAAUAGGGAACCAUUUGGAACACAGCCUGAGAGUCUAGAAGGCAAUAUGAUUCUCACAGCACAGUUUGAUUGACAUGUAGGAUAAUCUGCAAUGGGUCAAUAAUAAUACAAUGAAUAAACUUCCCCUUUAUUUUAAAGUU